UGUCAACCUUUAUAAUCACGGCUGCCUGCUGUUGCGCCCCUCGCCCUAGCGAAAUGUACAUUGCAGCUCAUACCCCGCGUGACCUCUCACUCGUGACUUGUGAAGUCCCAUGAGAUCCGCCGCACGCUAGACUUUCACAAACGAAUGAUGUGAAAGAUCGACAACGCCACCUCCCAAGUACCUGCUCGAUUUCCUAUCCUCUCUGUCUUCACCAUGCUGGACGAGAACCUCCCCACCUUCUUCCUCAAACCCUCCAUAACGGGCACGAAACACCACAACGAAUACUACCUCACCCACCACGGCUCCGAGCCCGAGCCCGCCUACCACCUCGAACGCGCCGAUCCCGCCUCGCCCUCGCCAGCGCACAAAAACUGCUACGCCGCCGCCCUCUUCGAUGCCUACAACCCCGAAAUCCUCUUCGGCGAAGUGCUCGCCCGCCCCGAAUGGACGAAAGCGACGCAAGCCGAAAGUGUCGGUGGCGUGCCUCCUCCUCCGCAACCUGUGCUACCCAGCGAGUUUACCGUGCAACUGUACAACCCCGACCAGCAGAUCAAGGUGGAGGUGAAGAGCAGCAAAUGGGGCGGACAAGAUUACUACGAGUUCAGCAUGCCGCAGGACGUGUUUCGCACGCCGUCAGCCUCGUCGCUCGACAAGGGCAGGUCGGAUCCAGCAUCGCUCGAAAUCACGCCGCGCAUUAACUUCGAGUGGCGCAAGGACAGCCGGUUGAAUAAGGAUUUGACAUGUUUCAUGACGGGCAAGAGCACUGAUACGAAGAAGAAGAAUAGCCGCAAGGACCCGGAUAUUUCGAUUGCGCUGUGGAGGGGGAUGAAGGAGCUCACGAUGUAUGAGCCAAAUUUGACGCGCGUGGAGAUGGAAGAUCCGAAGGGGUUGGAGGUUGUGCUGCUCCUGACGGCGGCGGUGAUCAAAGACCUUUAUUUCAGUUCGAAGGAGCAGACGCGCGAGUUGUUCAACAUUUCCGAAGCUGCUAUUCCAGCUGCUAUGGCGAAUGGGAGCGGGAGGAAAGUCAGCAAUCCGCAAGUUGCAGUCAGUUCUGUAGCUGCUGCUCCUGUUGCACUCGGAGGGAAGCACGCCGUAUUGCCUCGACUGCAAACAACACCGACAAACGCACAUCCUUCCAAUCUCCCGCCCUUCCCGGACGCACGAGCGCAAUGGGAACUGGAUGCGGAGACUGCACGACUCAAGGCGCAAGCAGAACAGGAGAAAGCAGCGGUACUGAGACGCCGGCGAGAGCAAGAGAAGCGGGACGAGGCGGAGCGCAAACGGCUGCAGAAGAUGGUGGAGGAAGAGGAAAAGGCGGCGCGGCGGAAGCAGGCCGAGAUUGACAAGGAGACGGAACGCCUGCGGAAAUUGUACGGCGUGCAACCUAUUCCGCAGCAUGCAUCUGGUCCACCGCAGCGGCCACACCCAAACGGACAUGGCUAUUCGCAUCCGCAGUAUAUGGGACCGCCGGGCCCGCCUGUCGGCUCGAAUGGACUGUAUGUUCAGCCGUCUGCGAGCACGAGUAAUGUAAUGAUGUCUGGGGGAAAUGGAAACGUGGGGAACGGCGCGCCAGGCCGGACGGGGUUCUUGAAGAAGAAGACUUCGUUCUGGCGAUGAGUCUUUACAUUAUUUGACUGAUUGCGUUUCAGCGAGGGCGUUGGUGGGCUGUAUUGGGUUAGAUACACCACGGCAUUGUAGGUAAUCAUGGUAUCACGAAUGACAGAGGACGUUUCGAA
Messenger RNA from Neohortaea acidophila, 1736 nucleotides. RefSeq lists its product as uncharacterized. The record is from RefSeq and is a predicted model, not a curated record. Bases 214 to 1617 code for a protein of 467 amino acids. The transcript has a single exon. NCBI's taxonomy places the organism in Eukaryota, Fungi, Ascomycota, Dothideomycetes, Mycosphaerellales, Teratosphaeriaceae.